Didymodactylos carnosus is the source of this 5478-nucleotide messenger RNA. Lineage: Eukaryota; Metazoa; Rotifera; Eurotatoria; Philodinida; Philodinidae. The record is from the annotation of a GenBank genome assembly.
AUGUAUGUUUACUUGCAGAAAUCAAUGACACACAAGAAAACAACUGGUAGUAGAACUUAUAGUGGUGGCGAUAACGAGAUGUUCCUUAAACGUGCUCUAGAAAAAAUUUUAAGCGAAAAAGAUAUAAAACGUACUCAACAUGCACAGUUGAAAAAAGCGUGUGAAACAGCAUUAUCUGAAGUUACAAAAGAAAUUCAAAAUACCCGUGUUAACGAAUCUUCUGUUUUACCUUCGAUAACAGUUCAACAAUCAAAUGUUAAUGCUGAAAAAUAUUUUUUACCUUUCGAACUGGCAUGUGCGUCAAAUCAUCCACGAAUGGUGGAAACGUCACUCGAUUGCCUCCAAAAACUUCUUUUACAUGGUCAUCUAAUGGGAACGAUACCAGAUCCGAUGGAUGUAUCAAAAUUACUUAUCGAUCGGAUUGUAUCAACAAUAUGUUUGUGUUUUCGUGGUGUACAAACUGAAGAACAAGUCGAAUUGCAAAUUAUCAAAGCAUUAUUAACAAUCAUGACAUCUCAAACAAUUGAAAUUCAUCAAAGAAGUGUUUUACAAAUAAUAAAAACGUGUUUUAAUAUAUAUUUGACCAGUAGAAGUAAAAUAAACGAAGCCACAGCACAGGGAAGUUUAUCUCAAAUGUUAAAUGGAAUAUUUUCAAAAAUGGAACAAAAACUAUCUUUGUUGAAUGAAAGGAGACGACAGUUGGAUAGUCGAUCAACAUCUCAACAACGUCAACGACAAGAGCCACUAGAUGAUAAUACCACUAUAUCUGAUAUAUCAUUAUCAACAAUGAAAACAAAUGAAGAAGAAAUUAUCUCUGAAUCCAUUAUAAAUGAAGAUGAAAUACUUGUUAAAGACAUUCUAGACGAGCUCGUAGAAAAAAUAUGCUAUGAUGAAGCUACACAGCAACAAAGAAGCACUAACUUAACAACAAAUGAAAUUAUUGAAGAAGCUCAUUCACUGCAUGAAGAUAUUUUGACUACAAUACCAUCUACAACUGCUCUUUCUUAUCAAUCAAACGGCGAAACAGAAACCACCAUAUCCACUUCACUUUCAUCCGAUGAGUUGUCAGCUGAUAAUUACUUCAAAAAUGCUUUUUAUGUGUUUCGAGCUUUAUGUAAACUAUCUGAUCGAGAUAUCAAGGAUAAAACAAAUACAGAUCCCAGAACAAAUCUCGAUUUAAAGUCGCGUAUAUUUUCAUUACGCUUAAUUAUGCAAAUAUUACAAACAUCUGGACCGACAUUUCGUACAUCCGAAGAUUUUUUAAAUGUAAUUAAAACAUAUUUAUGUGUAUCAUUAUCAAGAAAUGGUGUGUCAGCUAUUCCGGAAUUAUUUGAAAUGGCUUUAUAUAAUUUUGUGGAAUUACUCGAUAAAUUUAAACAACAUUUAAAAGUUCAGAUUGAAGUUUUGUUUCGUGAAAUAUUUUUGACCAUAUUAGAAACCACAACCAGUUCGUUUCGUCACAAAUGGCUUGUAAUUCAAACAUUAGCAAAAAUUUCUGCCGAUGCUCAAAUUAUUGUUGAUCUAUUUAUUAAUUAUGAUUGUUCAAUGAGAUCGGCAAAUAUAUUUGAACGCUUGGUUAUUGUUUUAUCACGUGCUGCUCAAGGACGCCAAGCUGUUGAAUUAGGUUGCAGUCAAAUUGAAGAACAUAAUCUUCGAAUGAAAGGACUCGAAUGUCUUGUAUCUAUUUUGAGAUGUAUGGUUGAUUGGUCGAAAGAUCUAUAUGUAAAUCCACAUUUACAAAGCAAUCUUGGACCAGAUACAAAACCACUGAAUGAAAAUGGAGAUCAUGAUAGUGGUCGAUCAUCAUCGGGUGUAGAUGGUUCAAUGAAACGUACGGAUUCAGUUGGUUCUAUCAAUUCUUCACAUUCAAAUAGUGGACUUUCAUCUGAAUCAUGGAAAAAUCCUGGUGAUUAUGAAGCGGUUAGACAAAGAAAAGAAUUAUUUGAAAAAGGUUGUGAUAUAUUCAAUCAAGAUCCAAAAAAAGGUUUACAGUUUUUGAUUGAUAAAAAUUUGGUUCAUCAAGAAGCUGAAGAUGUAGCACAAUUUUUUCAUUCCUAUCAAGAUGUUUUAGAUAAAACAGUUAUUGGCGAUUUUUUAGGAGAAAGUACUAAAUAUCAUAAAGAAGGUAUGUAUGUCUAUAUUGAGCAAUUGGAUUUUAACAAAAUGGACUUUUUAGCAGCAUUAAGAAAAUUUUUAGCCGGAUUUCGUUUACCUGGAGAAGCACAAAAAAUUGAUCGUUUAAUGGAAAAAUUUGCUGCUCGUUAUUGUGAAUGUAAUUCGAAUCUGGGAAUAUUUGCUAGUGCUGAUGCGGCCUAUGUACUUGCCUAUUCAGUUAUCAUGUUAACAACCGAUUUACAUUCAAAAAAUGUAAAGAAAAAAAUGACGAAAGAACAAUAUAUUAAAAUGAAUCGUGGCAUUAAUGAAAGUCGAGAUUUACCUGAAGAAUUUUUGUCAAAAAUAUAUGAUGAAAUAGAAAACGAAGAAAUAAAAUUGAAAAUAACAACAGCAGGAUUACGACGUGGAGCGGGUGUAAGUGGUACGAGCGUCGGUAUUAGUGGAAAACCGGAAAGUAUUACAAGUGAUAAACAACGUCAACUGUUAUUUAAUAUUCAAAUGAAAGAUGUUGAAGUAAUAGCACGUGAUUUAAUGUCAAAUGCUGGAACCAUUCGAGAAUUAUUUACAAUAGCUAAACAUCUUGAACAUGUUCGACCAAUGUUUCAAAAAGCUUGGUCACCAUGUUUGGCUGCAUUUAGUGUUGGAUUACAAGAUACAGAUAAUAUUGAUUUAGCAAUGCUUUGUUUAACUGGUCUAAGUUAUGCCAUAAGAAUAGCGUGUAUAUUUCGAAUGGAACUUGAACGUAAUGCAUUUGUUCAAGCAUUAUCUCGUUUUACAUUGUUAACAGCCACCUCUCAAGUAACAGAAAUUAAAGCAAAAAAUGUUGAAUGUUUAAAAACAUUAAUUACUGUUGCACAAACAGAUGGAAACUAUCUUGGUGAAGCAUGGUAUGAGAUUCUCAAAUGUAUUAGUCAACUUGAAUUAGCACAGUUAUUUGGUGUCAAUGCUCAGAAAUCACGUAUGCCCGUUACUAAUCAUCAUCAUUAUCCGUCCCAAUUGUCUAAUUCAACAGCCACAUUUAAUCUACCAUUCGAUAAUCUAUUUUAUUCAGACAAAAAUCCUCAUAAUAAACGCCUACAUCCUUUAAACGAACAAAUUCAAGAAACAAGUUCACAAAGUAUUGUUGUAUCCGUUGAUCGAAUAUUUUCCGGUUCAGCACGUUUAGAUGGAGACGCAAUUGUUGCUUUUGUUCGAAGUCUAUGUCACGUAUCUAUGGAUGAAUUAUAUUCAUCAACACCACGAAUGUUUAGUUUAUUGAAAGUUGUAGAAAUAUCGUAUUACAAUAUGGGACGAAUUCGUUUACAAUGGUCGAGAAUUUGGGAAAUUGUUGGAGAACAUUUUAAUAAAGUUGCUUGUAAUCCAUUACAAGAUGUAGCAUUCUUUGCUGUUGAUUCAUUACGACAAUUGUCAAUGAAAUUUCUUGAAAAAGGCGAAUUUCUAAAUUUUCGAUUUCAAAAAGAAUUUUUAAAACCAUUUGAACAUAUAAUGAAAAAAAAUUCCUCAUCAACAAUACAUGAUAUGGUUGUACGUUGUGUAACACAUUUAGUAGAUUCACAAGCAAAAAAUAUUAAAUCUGGAUGGAAAAACAUAUUUAGUGUAUUUCAAAUGGCAGCUGCUGAUACAGAUGCGAGUAUUGUAGAAUUAGCCUUUCAAACUUGUACACAUAUCAUAACCACGGUAUUCGAUCGUCAUUUUGCUUCAGUUCUUGAUAGUUUUCAAGAUGCUGUUAAAUGUUUAUCAGAAUUUGCAUGCAAUGCUUCGUUUCCUGAUACAUCAAUGGAAGCAAUACGUUUAAUUAGACAAUGUGCCAAAUAUGUUGCUGAAAAACCUCAUAUGUUUAAUGAACAUGCUGGCGAAGAUUUAAUCAACGUUCCAGAAGAAGAUCGUGUAUGGGUUAAAGGAUGGUUUCCUGUUCUAUUUGAAUUAUCAUGUAUCAUUAAUCGAUGUAAACUUGAUGUACGAACGAGAGCUUUGACAGUGAUGUUUGAAAUAAUGAAAUAUUAUGGCGAAACUUUCACUCAAAACUGGUGGAAAGAGUUGUUUAACGUUGUAUUUCGAAUAUUUGAUAAUAUGAAAUUACCUGACACUCAAAUUGAAAAAAUUGAAUGGAUGACAACAACUUGUAAUCAUGCAUUAUAUGCCAUUGUUGAUGUAUUUACACAAUUCUUUGAUGAUAUGGCCGAUUCGUUAGUCGAAGAUCUUUAUUCUCAAUUGAAAUGGUGUGUAAAUCAAGAUAAUGAACAAUUAGCUAAAUCUGGAAUUAAUUGUCUGGAAAAUUUUGUUAUUGCAUGUGGUCAACGUUUUACACCGCAAAUUUGGGAACGAACAUGCGCGUGUAUCUUGGAAAUAUUUCGUUCUACAUUACCAGAAGCAUUAAUGACAUGGCGACCAGAUACUGAUUCAUCGACAAUGACUACUAUUAUCGAAACAAGUAUGCUCGAUCGUACAUAUAGUUCAUUUGAUCAUGCAGCUGUUGAAUCAGCAUCUAGUCAACAUAAUCGAUUGAAACAUGGUGGUAGUGUUGCUAGUUUAAAUAGUUCAACAUCAACAGAAGGUGGUGAACAAGAAUUACGACAACGUUAUUCAAGUAGCGGUAGUAGCGAAAGAACAAGACCAAAUUCCGAUUAUCGUCUAUUUCAAAUAUUAACAAUUAAAUGUGUUGUACAAUUAGAGUUAAUUCAAGCUAUAGACAAUAUUGUAUUUUAUCCGUCAACAAGUAAAAAAGAAGAUCUACAAAAUAUAGCUGUCGCACAGGCAUUGGCUUCAUGUAUACCAGGUCAACAUAAUCAAUUUACACUUUCGGAUGAAUCACGUGAUGAUCAAGGAAUGUAUCAAUAUAUGAGUAUUGAUCAAUUGUUAUUAUUAGUCGAUUGUCUUAUCGAAUCACAUAUUUUUGCUCGUACAUUUAAUUCAAAUCAUGAACAACGAAAUUUACUGUGGAAAUCUGGUUAUCGUGGUAAAGCAAAACCAAAUUUACUCAUACAAGAAACACAUAGUAUAGCGUGUGCAUUUCGUAUAUUAUUUCGUUUAUAUAAUAAUACAUCUCGACGUGAAUGUUGGGAUACACUUCGACGAAGAAUUAUUAGGCUAACACGUGAUACUCUUGAAUAUUAUUUGACAUUACAAUCAGAAAGUCAUCGUGAUGCUUGGACAAGUGUACUCCUUUUACUUUAUUCUAAAUUAUUAAAACUCGAUGAUGAAAGAUUCAAAUUUUAUGGAUCCGAUAUUUAUUUACUUGUAUCGGAAGUAAUUGUAUUUGAUUUGAAACCCGAAUUACGUUAUAUGACUCGUGAAUUUUUAUUUCGUAUUGGAAACAUUUUCAACAUCAAUAAUACAUCAUCAAGACAACUACAAAUAGCGUGA